AUGGCUGGAGAAAUACGUGACCAGCAACCAAAUCCUUGGAGGAACCAUCUUGAUGAGCCGCCUUUGGACGAGGUCCGAGACCGCAUACCACGAGAAGGCCUUGGAUCGGAGCUUAACCAAGCUGAUAGGCUACACCGAGGAGACUUAGGCGAUCACCAAGGAGGGGAGAACCAAGAGACCGUAGGAGACAGUGACUCUAGACCAGAGCUUCUCCAAAGCCGUAGCCCUAUCCGGACUUACGAGGGCCACCAGUUUGAGAUCAAGCCGCGAGUCAUUGCUUUGGUAAAACAAAGUCAAUACCACGGGCUUAUCAAAGAGGAUCCGUUGGAUCAUAAAAAACUUGAUGGAGGCUGGGUUUAG
Molecule: messenger RNA, 360 nt
Organism: Microthlaspi erraticum
Lineage: Eukaryota; Viridiplantae; Streptophyta; Magnoliopsida; Brassicales; Brassicaceae
Source: the annotation of a GenBank genome assembly